UCCUACCGAUUAUUAUUUUCUCCUCCUCCCCCCUUCCCCGUCCGCGUGCACGAAGAUUGUCGGCACGGUGUUAAAAGGUAUAUCACGAGCGGUAUACACAACACGUUCGUGUCGUUGCCGUCGUUGCGUCGUCGUCAUCGUCGUCGUCGUCGCUGUCUCGCUAUCGCUGUCACCGUCGUGCAGCGCCGAGUGUCCCGAUUCAAACGUAUCGCCCGGUGUAUAACGGAGGAUGGCAUUCAACGGAGACGGUCCGCACUCCAAGAGGCAACGGCUCGAGGAAUCCGGACACAGGAAUCACGAAUAUGGCGGGUACGGAGAUGAGCCACGUCGAAAAAGAGAAGACAAUAAUAAACCGAACCACGUCCUCCUCUUCACAAUUAUCAAUCCAGUUUACCCCAUCACUGUGGAAGUGUUGCACACGAUCAGUGCGCCCAGCGGGCAGGUUCAGCGCAUCGUAAUCUUUAAGAAAAACGGCGUGCAAGCUAUGGUUGAGUUUGACUCGGUGGAAUCGGCAACCAGAGCAAAGGAAACACUACAUGGGGCAGACAUAUAUUCUGGCUGCUGCACACUAAAAAUAGACUUCGCAAAGCCGACAAAGCUCAACGUCUACAAGAACGAUGCCGAAAGCUGGGACUACACAACGCCGACACUGGGCUCGAGCACACAUAAAAACGACGCGACAGGAAAUGGAAGGCCAGCUCCCCUUUUGGCUGAGCCAAGAUACGGCGCCGCGCCUCAACCGUAUGGUUCCACGCCGCAGGUCACCUUCCCGCCGGGAGCUGGUCACGAUCGUUACGAGGAGAACUUCAACGGACCGGCGACGUAUGCGGAGCCGUACGUCGAGCGUUACGGCAUCAAGAGCGAUUUCAGUGGCCGUGAGCCGUUACAUCCCACACCACCUCGGCCGGGUUAUGUGCCCACCUUGGGCCAAACGCCGCCCUCCAGCACGCAAGGCUCGGUCAUGAUGGUGUACGGACUACAACCGGACAAAGUCAAUACCGACAAGCUCUUCAACCUGUUCUGCCUGUACGGCAAUGUGACGAAGGUUAAAUUUUUGAAAACAAAGGAGGGCUGCGCGAUGAUACAAAUGGGAGACAGCAUAGCUGUAGAACGGUGUCUGCAGAACCUGAACAACGUCACGAUCGGGACGGACGGCAGGCUACAGCUUGGCUUCUCAAAGCAGGCCUUCCUCUCGGACGUAACCAACCCUUACAUUCUACCCGACAAGACAGCAAGCUUCAAGGACUUCACGGGAAGUAAGAAUAACAGAUUCCUGAAUCCUGCGAUGGCCAAUAAGAAUAGAAUACAACCACCAUCGAAGAUAGUUCACUUCUUCAAUACCCCACCGGAUUUAACCGAGGAAACAGUGAAUCGCGUGUUUGUGGAGCGCGGCAUCGAGGCACCGACGACGAUCAAGCUGUUCCCUCUCAAGUCUGAACGAUCGUCGUCCGGUUUGAUCGAGUUCAGCAGUGUCGGUAUCGCGGUGGCCGCUAUCAUGGAAUGCAAUCACACGGCGCUCGAGAACAGCAACGGCAAAUUCCCCUACAUCAUGAAGCUCUGUUUCUCGUCGUCGCGCACCAUACCCACGAGCUUCCCGCCCAACAGCGGCAGCGUGUCGAGCAAUUCCGCUGGUAAUGGCCACGCCAAAAUGCAGCAGGACUCGGAAUAGAACGGCGAGGUCCAGGGCCAGCAGCGUCAGCGUCAGCGCCAGCGCCCCUCACUCGCCGCCCUGCACCCGUUGUGUGCCCCCGCGACGGCGGGCACGGCCCUGCACCCCGCAGCCGCAGCAAUAACGCUGUCCCCAGUCCUACCGCCGCCGCCACCAGUACCACCACCUCUGCCGCCACCCACCUGUCUCCUAAUAGCCACCCCGACCCUUUAUCCAACCGUACCACCACCACCCCCACCUCCAUUGCCUACCUUCUGGCCCUAUUAAUACGGCGGGCCCACACAUCAGGUGGGUGAGACGAACGUACGCGAGAUCGGCCGAGAAUGGACUCUCCAAAAAUGAGAAGAAUAAUCGAGACACAUCCCCGCAGCGAAAAGGAAACGUACGUCGCGAUGUCGUUUAUUUUUGAUCGAAGGCAACAGACGGUGAGACAACCAGGCGUUCUGUGGCUGUCCGCCGAGGUCUACCGGGUUUGGAAAGGGUCGCGUGUAUUCUUGGACAUGCUCUCAAAGUCUUCGUCCCGUCGUGGUCGAAGGCUUAGGAAAGUUUCCGAUGGUAUAGUAGUGUGUAACUUGAUGCCUAAUAGUACCGUGUUCCACUAGAGACACGUUGUCAACGCCGGUCGGACAUGGGACUCGGCGUCCGACGGGAGGUGGGGUACAAGUGCAACGACACGUCGGAGGGAACAUCGGAAUAGGUACUGUUGAAGUCACAGGGAAUCCUUCGCGGCCGGCUGGUCACGAUUUUCGCGACGUCUCGCAGGGUAGGGCGAGACGGAUGACACGUACGCGCCGCGUUCCAAUUUUGGAGACUCCUGUAAAUAGCUCGGAGACUAGCAACCUCCGACGCGCAUACAUAUCAAAGGGCUUGGAAGUAAAUCGGUACGUUUCACGAGGAACCAUGCACGCGAUUUUCGUAGAAACUUCUCACUCGACGAUUCGGCACCGAUGCUGAGGAAUUUGAAAAAAUGAGAACCGUCCCGAGCAAGGCUGUGAAACCUUCUUACAAAAAGAAACGAU
Molecule: messenger RNA, 2688 nt
Organism: Mycetomoellerius zeteki
Lineage: Eukaryota; Metazoa; Arthropoda; Insecta; Hymenoptera; Formicidae
Gene: sm
Product: smooth
Exons: 11
Coding region: 230-1669 (479 amino acids)
Biological process (GO): mRNA processing
Cellular component (GO): nucleus
Molecular function (GO): RNA binding
Source: RefSeq, a predicted model, not a curated record